AAAAUCUACCUUAUGACGAUACUUUAAAAACUAAAUCAGUAGUUGAAUAAUCCUAAAAUUGACAACUAGGGUUUUUGACAAACGAAUCGAUUGUGACAGAGGGUGCAUCCAAUUUUCCUCUCGCUUGUGAAGAUCAGUCCCAGCAAAAAGAAGAAAAAAAUCUCCACACGGCAUCAUUGCUGUUAACCACAUAAAGUCCCACUCGGCUUCACUGCUACUUUCGCGUGUUACUAUUUUACGCCAUGGGAAGGGGAAAAUUCAAGAGCAAGCCCACAGGUCGCCGCCAGUUUUCCACCCCGGAGGACAUGGCUGCCGGUACGUCUUCUCGUCCCAAGACUUUCAGACAGAAAGAAGCUGAGCAUGAAGAGUCAGAACAGGAAUCUGAGGAAGUAUCCGAGAAUGAAUCUGGAGAAGAAUCUGAAGGAGAAACUAAAAAAACAAAAGGUACUCAAGGGAUUAUUGAGAUUGAAAACCCUAACUUGGUGAAGCAAAAGAACGUGAAGGCUAGAGACAUUGAUAUUGGGAAAACAACCGAGCUUUCAAGGCGGGAAAGAGAAGAGCUAGAGAAACAGAGAGCUCAUGAGCGCUACAUGAGGUUGCAAGAGCAAGGAAAAACAGAACAAGCAAGGAAGGAUUUAGAACGUUUAGCUCUUAUACGUCAACAGAGGGCAGAAGCUGCGAAGAAGCGUGAAGAAGAGAAAGCUGCCAAAGAACAGAAGAAGGCUGAAGCUCGCAAGUAAAAUUCUAAUGGGAGAUUUCAUGUGUCCUUAGUUUUAGUCGAAUUCUGCAGGUGCAGUAUGUGUUUUCAACGCAUUUUAAACUUCUGUUAAUUUAAUGUUAUAUUGGGUUUUAGAUUUACCAAUCCGCUUUGGUAACAUUUUAAUGCAAAUAUUUCCUCAUUCACGUAUCUUGAAAUCAGACUAAUUUUAUAUAUAUCAUUAUAUUCCUCCA
Messenger RNA from Arachis stenosperma, 951 nucleotides. RefSeq lists its product as uncharacterized. The record is from RefSeq and is a predicted model, not a curated record. The transcript is spliced from 8 exons. Gene Ontology annotation, cellular component: cytosol. Bases 243 to 740 code for a protein of 165 amino acids. NCBI's taxonomy places the organism in Eukaryota, Viridiplantae, Streptophyta, Magnoliopsida, Fabales, Fabaceae. Gene Ontology annotation, molecular function: RNA binding.